Canariomyces notabilis is the source of this 696-nucleotide messenger RNA. RefSeq lists its product as uncharacterized. NCBI's taxonomy places the organism in Eukaryota, Fungi, Ascomycota, Sordariomycetes, Sordariales, Chaetomiaceae. The transcript has a single exon. The record is from RefSeq and is a predicted model, not a curated record. Gene Ontology annotation, molecular function: fatty acid elongase activity. Bases 1 to 696 code for a protein of 231 amino acids. Gene Ontology annotation, cellular component: membrane.
AUGGCCAUGCCCACAAUUACCACAAUCCACUCCCUAUUCACCGUCCGCACGAUGGCUCUGCAAUCCCUGAUCUACUCCUCCAUCUGGGCAACAACAACCCUACUAGUCCGCCACCUUGGCCCAUCCACCAAACUCGCGCCCGUCUUCAUGAAAUACCACAACCGCAUCUACUCCUUCGCCUCCUUCCUCCUCCUGCUGCUCAUCCUGCACCCCCAACACGACGCCCUCGCACGAACUGUAUACCACCUCUCCAAAUUCUAUGAAUACCUCGACAUCCUAUCCGUGACUGCCGCCGGCGGGUCCGUGGGCCUGCAUUUCGGCUUCCACCACCUCACCACGCCCUGGCUGACUUUUGUCCGGGUGUUACCAUCACCUGCAAGUGGGAGUGAAGGGUGGCGGUGGUUUGCCGCGGCCAAUGCGGCGCAUCACGCGCUUAUGUAUGCGUACUUUGGUGGGUGGCAGGGGGUGAGGGGGGUCUUGCUUUGGACUGGGGAGUUGCAGUUGGUUGUUGGCAUGGUGGUGGAUGCGAUGGUUGUUUGGAGGAGGUUGAUGAGCGGGGAAGGGGUAGAGAGUGUGUGGAGGUUUGUGGUUUCGGGGGGGUUGUUGGGGUGUUAUUUUGCGCUGAAUCGGAGGGAGAUGGGGAUGAGGGCGGAGGAGGAGGGUAAGAGGGGGGACAAGGGAGGAAAGGAGACAUGA